AUGUGAUUUUCAUAUAAACAUGGCACAGGUGAUCCCUUGAUAGCAGUGUGUACUGAAGCUAAUUUUUAAUAAUAGUGAACAAAUAGCUAGUGCAAAAUGUUUAACACCAGUAUUAUUUGAAAAUUUAUAAUUUUUUGUUGAUGUCAUAUAUGGAAACAUAUUUGACUGACGCUAAACAAACGCAUAUAUAUAAAUAUAUGUAAGAUUUAACCUUAUCUUGAAGUGGUUAUUUUAAAUAUAUGAAAAGUUAGUAUAAAUAAGAAAAGAUGACGUCGCGAGAGGUAUUAACAAUUCAGCUGGGCCAUUAUUCCAAUUUUAUUGGAACCCAUUGGUGGAAUCUACAGGAAUCGAAUUUUUCCUAUGAUCCGGCUAAUCCCUCUGAAGUUAAUCAUGAUGUUUUAUACAGAGAAGGAGAAAAUUUCAAGAAAGAAGUGACUUAUACACCUAGACUGUUACUUGUGGAUUUGAAAGAAUCAUGUGGAUACCUAAAACAGGAAGGUACUUUAUAUGAUAUUCCACAGUAUCAAGGAACAGAAUGCUUGUUAUGGGACGAAGAAAAGGUAGAAGUUACUCAGGAAGAACCAGCUACUAAAACACCAUUUGUUAAAAGUUUAGAAGAGCCAUCUGAAACUUCAGAACUUACGUCUUAUGAUUUAGAAGAUCACAUUAAUUCAUGGGUGGACUAUCUAGUACCUAGAUUUCACCCUAGAACAGUGAAUAUUGUGAAACAAUAUAAGCACGAAUGUACAACACAACCAUUUGAUGUUUUUACUUAUGGAAGGAAUUUAUGGAACGCAGAGAAAUUUUCAGAAGACUUCUGUGAUAGAAUAAGAGCCUAUGUGGAAGAUUGUGAUUUAAUGCAAGGUUUUCAGAUAAUUCUAGAUUCUGUGGAUGGUUUUGCUGGACUUGGAGCGUCGUGUAUGCAGUACUUAAGAGACGAAUAUGGAAAAAGUAUAUUGUCAUUUCCCUGUAUGGACAGUAAAAAGACUGAACCUUCUAUGUCGAAUCUGGUCCAAGCACUAAAUACAGCUCUAUGUUGGCAACAUAUAGGAGAAUAUUCUUCCUUGUAUAGUCCACUUUGUUGUGGACAAACGGGUUGGCCACAGCCUGGUGAUCCAAGACCAUUUAAUCAUUUAAUAUACGAUGCCGAAUUAAACUAUCAUAGCAGUGCACUUUUAGCAACUGCUUUAGACACGUUAACGUUAAGAUAUAGACGUAAAGAGUAUCCAAACGUUGUUCUAUCCGACUUGUGCGCGGAUUUGAACAAAUUAGGUCGAAAAGCAGCCGCAACGAGUUUGAGUUUGCCAUUUCCUAUGGUCGCAAAAAUGGAUCUGAUCGAUGUGCUGGACGAGUUCGAGGGAAACAUAUGGACAAGUUUAACACCAAGUUGCGACAUACCAAUGGACAAAAAUAUGCAAAGCGUAGUUUUACGAGGAAUCCCCGAAGAUAGAUUGAAACGAUCCGGUCCCCAGGCGAUGAAACAAAUGUCAAAACCCGCAUACCGAUGUUCUACCGUACACGAGAUGAUGACGCUUUAUUUAGCGUGUACUUGUCAUGCAUCUGCUACUUAUUUAUCGACCAUUUCGUCAGCAUUGAACAUAAAGGAUCCGUUCCCAAAAAUUUUCAGUAACGACAUCACUGAAACUGGAGAUAUUGCUAAGUGGCCUGUAGGAUCAGACGUUAAAUCGGUUCCUGUUAUGGCUGGUCUACACAGUGGAAGCACCCUGGGCACGAUGUACGAAUAUUUGCACGUUCAAUUGAGCAAAAUAAGAAGCAUCAAGAAAUUUUAUGCGUUUAUGGAAUCAGGUUUAGAAGAAGACGAGUUUAAAGAGUGCCUCAAUCAUCUGCUUGAUUGCAAAGAAAAUUAUGAAGACCAUUAUGUAUAAAAAACACUAACGAAUGCAGUUAAUCUUAUUUUGAACUUUGUUUGUAAUACAUUGUUUUUCAUUUGUAAAA
This is a messenger RNA of Osmia lignaria (orchard mason bee), 1956 nucleotides long. It is a transcript of the gene mst, whose product is annotated as misato mitochondrial distribution and morphology regulator. NCBI's taxonomy places the organism in Eukaryota, Metazoa, Arthropoda, Insecta, Hymenoptera, Megachilidae. Gene Ontology annotation, biological process: mitochondrion organization. Gene Ontology annotation, cellular component: mitochondrion; cytoplasm. The record is from RefSeq and is a predicted model, not a curated record.